Messenger RNA from Diceros bicornis minor, 6726 nucleotides. RefSeq names its product sterile alpha motif domain containing 4B (gene SAMD4B). Bases 2436 to 4523 code for a protein of 695 amino acids. Gene Ontology annotation, cellular component: P-body. The record is from RefSeq and is a predicted model, not a curated record. Gene Ontology annotation, molecular function: mRNA binding; translation repressor activity; protein binding. The transcript is spliced from 14 exons. Gene Ontology annotation, biological process: negative regulation of translation; regulation of mRNA stability; nuclear-transcribed mRNA poly(A) tail shortening. Lineage: Eukaryota; Metazoa; Chordata; Mammalia; Perissodactyla; Rhinocerotidae.
AGGUGGUGUUCCACAGGAGUUGGGACAACGGUAAGUAGCCUUCCAGGAAGAGGUAACAGCUUUUGCAAUGGGUCAAAGGCAAGCAAGCCUCCUCGUCUCUCACACAUGGCAUCUCUUCAUCUGAAGAACAGAGGUGAAAGAAAACAUCUCUUCUAUGUGCACUGUAUUUGCCAGCUGCACUUUAGUGACCCAUAGAGUAAUAAUAAUAAUGACUACUGUUUAUUGAGUAAUUAUUAUCUGCCCGUCAGCGUUUAAGUGUUUCACAUGUAUUGUCUCAUCUCAUAGUCACAGGAACCCUGUGACGUAGGUAAACUGCGAUUAUCCUCAUUUUACAAAUGACAAAAUGAGAAUAGGUGGCACAAAUGGAAGGUCUCUGGGCCCUGUCCAUCCCAAGAUGAUUGUACCUUGAGUCAGAGAGUUGAAUUUUCUGUUCAGAUAGGGUUGAGUGCAACGGAACAUUAUAGUGUGGUGGUGAAGUAUGCAGACUCUGGGACCAGACAGGAUUUUUAUCCCAUGUUGUCACUUACCAGUUUCAUGACCUGGGACAAGUUACUUAACUUCUCCGGUCCUUAGUAUCCACAGCUAAAAAAGGAAGGUAAUAAUGAUAUCCUACAUCAUAUAAUUAUAAGGAUUAAAUAAGUUAAUACGUAUAAAAUACCUAGAACAAUGCCCUGCACAUAAGUGCUCAGUGUUAGCAAAACAACAACAAAAAAGCUCAAAUCAGCCAGAACUCUAAAGACAUAAGUGACAGAACCUUAGUUCAAACUGGUUUAAUCAAAAAAGAGAAUUGGCUCAUGUUACUGGAAAGUCCAGAGCUAGGAUGGCUUCAGAGCUAGCUGCAUCAAGAAGUGCAAACAGUCUUCUCAGUAAUCUCUCCCCAUUUCUCCACUGAGUUGGCUUCGUCCUCAACAGGUUUCUGCUUUGUGGCGACAAAGAUGGCCCUCGGCGACCUCAGGCUUAAAUCCUGUUUCCUGAGCAGUGUCAGUGGAAAGAGAACUCUUUCUUGAGAGACCCAGUUUGAAAACAGUUUCUUCCCUGAAUAAGUGUGAGAUGAUGUCAGAAGAUCCUUAGAGACAUGUUUUGGUUCUAUACCCUGGAACUUGGUCUUGCUUGCUGAGCCAGAAAGGACUGUAAUCCCAUCCCAUGACCUUUCUGAGCAUUGAGAACAGUUCCCCUCCUCACUAUUCCCCAGCCCCCACCACUCUCCACUCUGGGAUUGUUUGGAUCCAGAGAGAGUUUUUGGCUAGUCUGACCCAACCAGGCUUUCCUUUGGGGUGUCACUGGGAGAGACUGGAAUGAGAUGACUGGCCUGGUUUGGUGGUAGCCUCAGAGUAGUGGAAUCCCGGAGUACUGGUGUGCAACCCCAUACCUCAGCUUUGGGUUUCCGAGGCUCAGAACUUUGGAAGAGGGUUAAGUAGAUUACCAUGAGUAGAGUUUUGUUUUUUUAGUGUAAAUUUGUUGAAUAGAGUCUGGUUGAGGGCAAGUUACAGAACAGCAGUGUAUAGAGUGUGCAAGUCUCAAGUGUCUCCAGCAAUUAAACACUUUAUGGAGGCACUUAGGUCCUGGAGAUACAGCAGUGCAUGAAACAGUCAGGGUCUUGGAACUCAUGGAGCUUAUAUUCUGAGGGAGGAAAUAUCAACAAACAAAUAAAAGAAUCAGAUAGUAAUAUGUGCUGUGAAGGAAUUAAAGCAGCAGUGUGAGAGAGGGCAGGGUGGCCGCUGUACGCAGGGGGGUCAGAUUUGGCCUCGUUGAGGAGGUGGCAGUUGAGCCUGAUAACCUGCCAGAUGAGAAGGCACCAGCUGUGGGAAGAUUUGGGAGUGGGGCAUUCUAAUGUCAGCACUGUUAUAUGUGGAGAAAGAACUGCUGCGAGGUGGGGAAGUUUUUUUACAGAUGUUUCUUGAGAGUCUGCUAUGCGCCAGGUGCUAUGCUAGCAAUUGAAAAUGUAGCAGUGACUAACACAGCCACAGUCUUCCCUUCCCUCAUGGAUCUUACAGUCUAGGCGAUUCUGGAAGAGCUGCAGCCUUUGAAGAAACACCUUUUGAUGAUGCCCUCAGACCAAAGGCUCUUUCUUACUAGGGAAAUGAGGAAGAUUGGGACACACGUGAACCCAGAUCUGAUUGAUGAGAAGGAACCAGCCAUGUGAUGAUCUGGGCAAGAGCAUUUCAGGAUCCUUCUCAUCACAGAGCUCCAGGCAGCCACUACCAAUCGAUUGGAGUUAGCCUGUGAGGAGCCUGGAGAGGUGUGGCUGGACCAGGACCUCCCCCGAUGUGAGCAGGUUUCCUCCUCCCCACACCACCCAUUGCCACCACGCCAGGGAACGUCCUCAAGCCCUGGCCCUCAGGGGAGAGGUAACAGGAGCCCGGAGCCGAGACCAUGUGACGGCGCUGGCCCUCGCCACCGCCGUCACCCCCCACCCUGGCCCCAGGCCCGGCACCAUGAUGUUCCGAGACCAGGUGGGCAUCCUUGCUGGCUGGUUCAAGGGCUGGAAUGAGUGUGAGCAGACGGUGGCCCUGCUGUCGCUUCUGAAGCGGGUCACCCGCACCCAGGCCCGCUUCCUGCAGCUCUGCCUGGAGCACUCACUGGCGGAUUGCAAUGACAUCCACCUGCUGGAGUCGGAGGCCAACAGUGCUGCCAUCGUCAGCCAGUGGCAGCAGGAGUCCAAAGAGAAGGUGGUGUCCCUCCUGCUGUCCCACCUGCCCCUGCUUCAGCCAGGCAACACGGAGGCCAAGUCGGAAUACAUGAGGCUGCUGCAGAAAGUGCUGGCCUACUCAAUCGAGAGCAAUGCCUUCAUCGAGGAGAGCCGCCAGCUACUCUCCUAUGCCCUCAUCCACCCGGCCACCACACUGGAGGACCGCAAUGCGCUGGCCCUCUGGCUGAGCCACCUGGAAGAGCGGCUGGCUAGCGGCUUCCGCACCCGGCCUGAGCCCACCUACCACUCGCGCCAGGGCUCAGAUGAGUGGGGGGGUCCCGCAGAGCUGGGCCCCGGGGAUGCAGGGCCAGGCUGGCAGGACAAGCCACCCCGGGAAAAUGGACAUGUGCCCUUCCACCCACCCAGCUCAGUGCCGCCGGCCGUCAACAGUAUUGGGAGCAACGCAAAUGCAGGUCUCCCCUGCCAAAUUCACCCCAGCCCGCUGAAGCGCUCCAUGUCGCUCAUCCCCACGAGCCCCCAGGCCCCUGGUGAGUGGCCGAGUCCGGAGGAGCUCGGGGCCCGGGCUGCUUUCACCACGCCCGACCACGCACCCCUCUCGCCCCAGAGCAGCGUGGCCUCCUCUGGCAGUGAGCAGACGGAGGAGCAGGGCUCCAGCCGGAACACUUUCCAGGAGGACGGCAGUGGCAUGAAAGAUGUGCCCUCGUGGCUCAAGAGCCUCCGCUUGCACAAGUACGCAGCCCUCUUCUCACAGAUGAGCUACGAGGAGAUGAUGACACUGACUGAGCAGCACCUGGAGUCUCAGAAUGUCACCAAAGGUGCCCGCCACAAGAUAGCCCUGAGCAUCCAGAAACUGCGUGAGAGGCAGAGCGUCCUCAAGUCCCUGGAGAAGGAUGUGCUGGAAGGCGGGAAUCUGCGAAAUGCUCUGCAGGAACUGCAGCAGAUCAUCAUCACCCCUAUCAAGGCCUACAGUGUCCUCCAGGCCACUGUGGCCGCCGCCGCUGCCGCCAGCCCUGCUGCCAAGGAUGGGGGCCGGGGGGAGCCCCUGCCGCCAGGUGCUGAGCCUCCACUGGCUCACCCCGGCACAGACAAGGGCACUGAGGCCAAGGACCCUCCCGCUGCAGAGAGCUACCCUCCUCCAGCAGCUCCGGCUCCCCCUGAUGGCAGUGAGCCAGCCCCGGCGCCCGUUGCUGACGGAGACAUCCCCAGCCAGUUUACACGGGUGAUGGGCAAAGUGUGCACCCAACUGCUGGUGUCCCGUCCAGAUGAGGAGAAUAUCACCAGUUACCUCCAGCUCAUCGAAAAGUGCCUGACUCAUGAGGCUUUCACGGAGACGCAGAAGAAACGGCUGCUGUCCUGGAAACAGCAAGUACUGAAGCUCCUCCGGACCUUCCCUCGCAAAGCCGCGCUAGAGAUGCAGAACUACCGGCAGCAGAAAGGCUGGGCAUUUGGCUCCAACUCACUCCCCAUAGCUGGUUCUGUGGGGAUGGGGGUAGCCCGGCGGACCCAGCGGCAGUUCCCAAUGCCUCCCCGGGCCCUCCCACCUGGCAGGAUGGGCCUUCUGAGCCCCUCAGGCAUUGGGGGUAUCUCCCCACGACAUGCCCUCACCAGCCCCAGCCUUGGGGGCCAGGGCCGACAGAACCUGUGGUUUGCCAACCCCGGAGGCAGCAACAGCAUGCCCAGCCAGAGCCGCAGCUCUGUGCAGCGCACCCACUCUCUCCCAGUCCACUCGUCGCCCCAGGCCAUUCUCAUGUUCCCUCCAGACUGCCCGGUCCCUGGGCCUGACCUGGAGAUCAAUCCCACUCUGGAGUCUCUGUGUCUGAGCAUGACAGAACACGCCUUGGGUGAUGGGACAGACAAAACCUCCACCAUCUGACAGGACCCACAGCCCAGCGCACCUAUAGGCUCCCUGGGCGGCGGGCGGGGGCCAACCCCCAACGGGCUUCUCUGCAACAGCGAGAGGGUGGGCUGGCUCAGCUAUACAUUCUAAUAUUUUUCUACUCUCUCACCCUUUUAACUUUUGUUUAACAUUGGCACACGCCUUGCUCACUCCCAGGCCCGUCGAAGGAUCUCUGCUGAGGCCCAGGGAGAUAGAGGGCAGCCAGGAUGAAGGGGGCAGGGACUGGCCAGCCUGCCUGCCCCCUCCUUCCCUCAUCCUCUACCUGGCCCUGUCCCACCCCUGCCUCCUCCAGACCGCCAGCCACCUGCCCCUCCCCAGGGAGCAGCCUCCCCCUAUCCUAUGGGGACUGCUCAGAACCACCUGACAUUUGGGGAGACAGCGAGGUAGAUCACCUGCUCUCCUGAAUGUUAUCUGAGAGGAGCUGAGGAGAAGGGAGGGUGAGGAGAGGAGCCCCCCCCUUCUUGCCACGUUCUUUGCCUUCCCCGUUCCCAUCGUGCCCCAAGGACAGGAGCCACCCUCCUCUCACUCACUUCCUUUUGCCCUGUUAUCAGAGGUUCUCUACAAUUAAUUUCUUAGGCCUAUUUAAGAUACAUAUUUAUAUAGUUCUUAACGGUUUUUCUCUCUGAUCAUUCCCUCUCAUUUUUAGAAUCCCUAGGCCUCUCUCUGAGCCAAGAAAGUGGCAGGGGGAGCCUGAAUUUUAUGAGGAGAGAGGGCAGAGCCCCCUCCUGCAGACCCCCCAGCCCUUCCCCCCUUCCCCCAGCCCUGGCUCCCCAGAUGCAGAGGUUGAAGGCGGGGGGCCGGGGAAGCCAAUGAGGUCAGGAAGUCUGUUGCCUUAACGUCCCCUUCCCCCACCGACACACACCCUUCUCCACUCCCAGUCUGGUUGCUGGAAGACUUGGGGGUAAGGAAUAAGGGAAAGGGGAUUGUUUGGUUUUUGGUUUCUUUCCCCAGCCCCUCUUUUCUUUCAGCCUUCCCCCACCCCCCAUUCUGUCAUGACCUCACUUAAGUGGAACACUAUAUCAUAACCCAGAGAGUCGUCCCAGCCCCGCAGUCUACAGAUCCUCUGGUCCCUGUUCCUACUGAGGGGUUGUGCUGGGGCCCAGGUGGAGGGAGGGGAUUUGGGGGUCCAGGCUGUGGGGAAGCCAGGGUCCCCUAUUCGAACCCCCUCUUCCCCCUCAACCCACCCCUCUCACUGGGACAUUCUCAAGCUUUUCACACCGAAAAGGAAAAAAAAAUGUUAUUUUUAGAUACAUUUUAUGAAUAACUUUUGUUAUGAAUAUGGCUGGUAACCAUUGUGUAUGUUAUUAAAGAUACAAAAUGUUGGGAAAAAACAAAAAACCAAAAAAAAUUUUAAAACCACCGCCCUCCCCGCACUCUCACCCUAUUCCCCACCUUCUUGCUGCUGCCCUCCUGGUCUGGACCUCCCUCAGCUCUGAGCCCAGGGAGGGGGAGGAAGCCAGGGGGUGGGGUGGCCCUGGGAACCUGCUACAGGUCCCCACCUCCUCUCCCAGUGCCGGGCUGGGUGGGGUGUCAGGUUUAUUUAUGUACCUCUUGCACACUCAUCAACCUAUGCAAGUCCCCCACCCCGGCCCCUCCAUGUUUCUGUGCCUUUGCUCAUUCCCCUCAAACUCCCAGGGCUUCUCCAGUCCCCCUCCCACUAGCCCCAGGAAGUGGGAUGGACAGGGGCCACCUCAUUUGGAAUCAGCAGGGUGUUCCUCUUACAGGACCCUCACCUCCUCCCAGCCAGUCCUGUCUUGUUCACUUGUUCAGGGCGAGCUGGCUCUGCCUGGCCCUGGGAGGGGGCAAGGGACACCUCCCCACACACAAUGGGAGGCAAGAGCUGCCCCCCUCCUCCCACCUGACAGCAGAGUGUGCAGGACGCAGGCGGCCCCACUCUGAUGGGCAGGACCCUGAUCCUCUCCUGCUCUGCCCCUCCCCACCCAGGCCCCUCCACCAUGAUUUCACCCUCCCUCCUAUCUCCAGCCCCACUGGCAGAAUCAGCUUUGAGUAACUGUACAGUGUUUCUCGCUGUUGGAGAAGACUUAUUUGUUGGAGUUUCACUUGUUUAAUGGUCUGGGCUUAUUUUGGAAAAAAAAAAAAAACAAAAAAAAACAAAAAAGGAUUCUGACCUUUGUUAUGCUACAUUUCACGGAAAACCUAGUGACCCUGUCUCUGUGGC